GCGCCGCCACUCUCCCUUCGAGUGUCUGAGUUUGGUAACGCCACAGCGAUGGACAGGCGAACUAGUGUGUAAUGUGGACCAGUUGGAAAACACCUUUCGGUGGUUAUUGUAAAAUAAGAAGCCCAUCUUUGCUGUUUCAGCCGGGCUGUGUUAUGGCGAGGACGUCGAAGAACUCUAGUUCAUGAAACAGGGCUGACCCGAUCGGCGUGAAUGCGAAGCUAGCCAAGCUUUCAGCAAUGAAUGGCGUUCGACCCGUUCAACAGGACGUCAGCCAUGGGGAGAAGAAGAAGAGGAACUACAAGCUACUCGUGGAUCCAGCGCUGAAAAAGGGGGGCGUGAAAGUCUACAGAUACGAUGGAGUUGUUCCUGGGCAAGAGAACCUGUACCCACCAGUUCAAGUUCGAGAUCCGAGGUCCCGUCUCACGUUGCUGUGGGCGAGAACUGAAGUGGCAGAUUUGCCUGUUCCUAAGUUUAAGAUUGAUGAGCACUAUGUGGGAGUACCACCACCACUGGAGGUGACCCUUACCAAUCUUAAUGACAACAUUGGCAAGGCGUUCCUGGAUGACCUCCUGAAGAAGUUUGGACAGAUAGACGAGUCUGUCGUCUACUACCAUGCACGCACGCGGAAACACCUGGGCUUGGCCCGUGUCAUAUUCUCAACUACGAAAUCUGCCCGCUACUGCGUUGAGAAGAUGCAUCUUUCCUCAGUCAUGGGCAACAUUCUCAAUGUUUUCCUCGAUCCUUUUGGUCGAGAAUGCCAGCGGCUCUAUGAAGAGAUGUCAUCGGACCGUCCAAAGUUUCCCGAGCCAACACCUUUUGUUCCUGAUCCCCCUCCUCCUCCGCCAUCGCAGAUGCUACCCACACCACCACCUGCGCCAAGAGUCCACCAUCCGUCUCCAGCCCCUCCCCCACCUUCCGACUAUGGCUACUCCAACCACUCCGAUUACGGCUCGGGAUCGUUCCGUUCCAAUCAAUCAACCCCAAUGAGUUAUGACAGCGGCUAUUCCUACUGCUCAUCGUCUCAGUACGCAGCACCCUCCCACUCUUGGGAGGUGAACCACUCCGGAACAUCUUGGGGGUCCGAUGGAAUGGCCUGGCAGCAAGGGUCUGCGUGGGACCCCCACGCUGAUGCCAUUCCACCGCCCAAGCAGAGCCCAGCUCGUGAAAGCCUUGACACCCGCAUAGAGCUCUUGUUGAAGCAGACAGAGGGCAGGGCCGGAUUUCUGGACACUGGUGGGCCGCCAUUCGGAAGUCCACCCUUUGGGGAAAGCCUGGCUCCUCAGCAGAGCUCCCCGGUGCCCUCCACGACGCAGAGCUCCGACGGACUGGCCGCAGUUCCACUCCCACCUUUGCCUCCCGACUCUUCUCCACUGCCACCACUGCCAGAAAGGGAUGAGCUUCCACCUCCUCCACCUGAAGAAGAGGACGAAGCUAUGGAGCUGCUAUCAACUCCACCGUCACCGUUCUUAUCGCUACAGGAGUACCACCAUUGGGCUAGAAUAACGAGAGAGGCAAGGACCAGGGACCUUUCGGACUCUGAGCUCGACGAUCGGCGUGCCGAUGUGACCAUGCAGUCAAACGAGGAAACCAACCAGUCAGUGCCAAGCACGCGAGACUCAACACCAGUCCAUGAUGAACUGCCAGAGCCAGCACCGGAAGAGGAAAAUGCCACCGAAAACAAGGUGGACGACGACGACGACGAUCGCAUGUCACUCUCGUCGCUGAGCAGUGGUGAAGAGAAACUGCAAGUGAAUGCACCGCUACCUGAACCGCCAACUCCCAGCAUGUACCUCACCCAGGAGGCAACUGCGAGCCCAGCCGCAGUCGCUUAUCCGGCGACACCUGGGACGUCCUCGAUGUAUGCACCGGUCUCCGUCUAUCCGAGCGCGCACCCCAUGUAUCCCAGUCAAGAGGUGCAGAUGAUGGCACAAAUGGGCAUCUGGAAGCCCGGCAUGGGGUCGGGCGUUCAGUCACCAUCUCCACAUUCACAGCAGCCGCCACUUCCACCGUCGCCGAUUCGUUCUGGGUCGGCCUAUGGCUACCACGGCAGUGCACCGACACCCGCGGCUGCUGCUGUGCACCCUCCUCCUCACAUGCCAGCCUACAAUCCUCUCUACCCGCCACCGCCGCUGCCCCAUUAUGGCUCGGCAUCGACGCACUCGCAUCACUAUGCACCUCACUACUACCCAUCGUCGUCUACGCCGCCGCAGUAUGGCCGUGUUGACUACUCGGCAGCCCGGAUGCCACCUUCACCUUACAAGUGGUACAACACUAUGGCACCAAUGCAACGUGUUGGCUUUGCCAGGGCAAACAGCCCUCCUGUGCCUCCUGGCACGAUGAGUACAGACCCCAAUGCACCCACUGUGCGUGCCGUGUUAGACGCCCUAGUGGCGGAACUGAGGGAAAUUGUGAAGCGGGACAUAUGUAAGCGCAUGGUGGAAAGCUACGCAUUCAAGCGCUUUGAAGUUUGGUGGGACGAACAGGUUUCAGCGGCAUCUAAGGUAUUGAUGGUGCACUUCCUCCUCUGCUUUGUUUCUCAAAGACUCCAGAGGCUACGCCGAAAAAUGAAGCGACGAAGCAGUCAAACUGUUUCAUCAUUAUCAUCGCUCUUUGAUGGCUCGAGAAACGAGUCCAGCUUCUCUAUGGGCGAAAGCUUCAAUUCUGGCUUUGGAUUUGGCCUUCGAGCGGCCAUGCCCCGAAUGCCAUCGUUUAGGAGAAUACGAAAACCGCCGUCACCACCCCCUCUUGAUGAUGAAGACAGCAGAAAGCCUGGUGAUUCAGAUUUGGAGUUUGAGCAAAUCUCGGAUUCUGAGAGUGACUCGUCGAGACAACGAAGACCGCUUAUUGAGGAGGAACCAAGUACACAGGAGAGCGACAGUGACAAGGCUGAUUCUGAUUCCGAGUCGGAGUCCGAGGAGAGCUCAGAGUCUGACAGCAGUUCUGAAGGUGAAGAUGAUGAAGGGUCCUCUUCAUCGUCAGAGUCAGCAGAAUCUGAUUCAGAGUCUGAAGUUGAGAAGGACCAGAAGGCUGCCAGCAGUGAUGAAGAGCUCAUACCUUCAAAACCGACUGGAAAGGGCUCUCGAAUCCUCCUAGAGCUGUCUGCAUCCGACAUAUCGGAAGAUGAAGAACCUUUGUUGAGCGCAGGAAUUGUACAGCAAGGUAAUGAGCCGCAAGAGCAGCGAACAACAGCUGCCAUAGAGGCUUCACCAUCCUCUGCAGUCGAAGAAGACAUGAAGAACGAAGCAUCCGAUCUCGAAGACAUCGAGCUCCCACCUACGCCUCUAUUCGACGAACGGGAAGAAGAGGAUGAAGAACCAGUAUUAUCACCUCCAGAGGUUGAGCGUGACGACGAGGACAUGGUGGACGAAGCCAAGCCAGCUGCAGACGUUGCCGAAGAGGUGCCAGCUGAAGACGCCAAGAGCAACAGUCCCAAAGAAGCACCACCUUGCAACUUGGAGUACGAAGCAUCAGAAGCACUCAUGGCCCUCGCCUCUAGCUUUGCCCCUCCCGACAGUGCCGAUGCAGAUGUGGCAAAGAAACCGGUGUCCCCGCCCCCCGUGAAAGUUGAGAAGGAAGAGCAACCCCACCUCCUCGUCAAUGGCGAUGCUGCAAAGGCAGCGCCGGUGAAGAACGACGUCGUCCAAGGAGUGGAGCAGAUGGAUGUGGAGGAGGAUUCCACAUCCACCUACCUCAUUUCGGACCACUGCUACUGCCGAACCCAGCAAGCCAUUGAGGCCAAGGCGGAAGCAGCUGUCGUCGGUGACCACGUGUACGCCUCGGCGCCUCCGCCGGUUCCCCCCGCGCCUCCUCCUGCCCCAGUGGCCGUCGCACCUCCUCCUCCUCCUCCUCCUCCUCCCACGGAGCAGCGGUUGUCACCGCUGCCUAUGGCCACACCAUCACCACCCCCACCUGUGAAAACAAAGCCGAGGAAGAGGCGGAAGACCAAGGACGAGACCAUCUGCGAUCAGCUCAUGUUCGACAUGCCACUCGAGCCGAUUACCAAGCUCUCUCGGGAGGUGGCAUUUGCUCGACGCAAUGUGGUGGAGGAGAUGAACAUCCUCUACGAGUUCCUCCGGACAGGAGUGGACCUGGAAGACGUUCAGUACCUCAAGCGCAGCUACGAAGCCAUGCUACAGGAUGAGGUGCAAGGGUACUGGCUCAACGACACGCAUUGGGUCGACCAUCCGCCAACCAACAUACCAAACCCGAGUAAGAAGAAAAAGAAGGACGAGGCCAGAGUGCACGUGACAGGCUGUGCCCGCAGUGAAGGCUACUACAAGAUGGACGUGAGGGAGAAAGCACGCUUCAAGCAGUCUGGCAGCGCUGUGCCUCAGUUAGAGACACAGGACCCCACAAGUAAAGCCCGUCUUGCUGCCCAAUCAAGCAGAGAAGCACGGUCAAACCAGAGGAGGUUACUGACCUCUUUUGGAGAAGCGGAAGUGAUUAGCGACUUGCUCAAGUUCAACCAGCUGAAGUUCCGCAAGAAACAGCUCAAAUUUGCAAAGAGCCGUAUUCACGACUGGGGACUGUUUGCCCUGGAGCCGAUAGCAGCCGACGAGAUGGUCAUCGAGUAUGUGGGCCAGAUGGUGCGCCCCAUCAUGGCCGACCGGCGGGAGCAGUUCUACACGCAGAUCGGCAUUGGAAGCUCAUACCUCUUCAGAGUAGAUGUCGAAACCAUCAUUGAUGCCACCAAAUGUGGCAACCUGGCCCGGUUCAUCAACCACAGCUGCAAUCCAAACUGUUACGCCAAAGUAAUUACAGUGGAAGGACAGAAGAAGAUCGUCAUUUACUCAAAGCAGCCCAUCAACGUCAACGAGGAGAUCACCUAUGACUACAAGUUCCCUCUGGAGGACGAAAAAAUUGUGUGUCUGUGCGGAGCACCCCAGUGCAGGGGUUUCUUGAACUGAAGUCUCAUCGGUGGAACAGUCACCAUGUACAGUGUACAGCUUGCAUCUCAUCGUUGUCAUCAUCAUCUUCAUCUUCGUACCGGUUGUGUUGGGAAGGAGGCCUGUGAAGCAGCGCACGAAUUGUGUUCCCAAAACUUACCUUUCUUCGUGUUGGCAUUGUAUAGUCCCCUUGGGCCGCACACACAGACACACACGUGCACAUCAUAAUGUACAUAAGAGAAAAGUCAUAUUGUGAUGCAUUAACUCCUGCUUUGUUGUCUUUUUUUUCCCCCUUCUGUUACUCCCUUGUACAUUGGUUAAACUCUAUACACUUGUAAUAAAAUGGAACGCUGCACUUUGUACAACUGCUGUCGAAACUGUGUUCU
This is a messenger RNA of Rhipicephalus sanguineus (brown dog tick), 5272 nucleotides long. It is a transcript of the gene Set1, whose product is annotated as histone-lysine N-methyltransferase SETD1A-like. Gene Ontology annotation, cellular component: Set1C/COMPASS complex. The transcript is spliced from 14 exons. The record is from RefSeq and is a predicted model, not a curated record. The coding region runs from base 237 to 4907 and encodes 1556 amino acids. NCBI's taxonomy places the organism in Eukaryota, Metazoa, Arthropoda, Arachnida, Ixodida, Ixodidae. Gene Ontology annotation, molecular function: RNA binding; histone H3K4 methyltransferase activity; protein binding.